AGUGCUUGAGGCUCUCUCUCCUGUUCUGUAGUCCCAGCCCGGACCCUUGUCUUCAUCCCUUUGCCCUAAUAAACUUGUUCCUGGGAAGUACAGCGGAUUGAGCCUCCUCUGUCCUUUAUCACAACCCACGACGCCUGAGCUAGCAGAGCCCAGCAGGGGUCGGAGCUCUGUAGGUUCCACAGUGGGGUCGCCUUUCCCCUGUGGCUCCCCACUCCUGACAGCUGCCUGUGCCGGAGUGGCACCACAGAGCUAGCCCAGAGCUCCGGUGUGGCUAAGGAGCAGUGUCAGUUGGUGCCCAGUGUGGGGGCUUUUUGCCUGGAGACCUCACGGAGGAAUUGAACAGGCACCCAUCAUUUGGACUUUCGGGCAGCGACUACCCCGGUGGGAGCAGACCAAUUUUUGUCUGGUGGCGCUCCCGGGGAUCGAGGUGGCACCCCUCUUCGCGCAGAGGAUUGCCUCGGGGUGGUGAACAUCCCUUGCAGCACCCCAUCUGGACCUGGUGUGGUGAGUUCCCCAGGGGAAGUUUCUUGUUUUGGGUUCCAGUCUCUUAUCUUUCGUUCUUUUAAGUUCCCGUUUGCUGCGGAGGGGUGGUAGGAUUGCUGAGCCAAAUUGUUAAGUGUUGAAAAUGGGCGCAAAGUUGUCAGCUCAGCAAAGGGGGAUUUAUUUCCAAGUUGUGGGAAUCCUUGUGUGGGGAGGGAAAACGUUUUCUAAGGGUUUGGUUAGGAGGUUUGUGAGGUGGCUGUUCUUGCACUACCCCCAUGUGUCCUUGGAAAACAUUUGUUCUGUCAACUUUUGGAAUACAGUCGGAGGUAAAUUGACAAUUUUAGUUAAUCAAGGGGACAAAACUGCUUCUAAAUUAAUACCACUUUUUGUUCUGAUUAGGUCCUCAUUAAUUGAAAAAGGGGGAGUGCAAGGGCAGCCAGGACAGUUUACCCCAGUUUCCCCAGUUUCCCCACCCCCAUGUACCUCUACCUCUGCCCCCAAGUUGGGGGAGACCUGCAGGGCAUCCCGUGAUACACAGGGCACCAGCAAUGGCUCUAGUCUCCCUGGCUCCCCACGUCUCCCUCAGAACCCCAGCCCUGGCAGCCCUGGCCGCCCUGGCCAAGCUGCCAGAGCACCUACCCAUUCCCCUGUCUCCCUGGUUGUUAAUCCAAAGUUUAAUGCUUCCCAGGUUGUUAAUCCCCAGUUAAAUGAAGUUAAAAAUCCCCAGUUAAUAUCCCAAGAUCCUUGUUCCCCUGUGUACCCCUGUUCUCCUUGUUCCCCUGUGUUUCCCUGUUCUUCCCCUGACUCACAAAAUGGCCCCCAGAGGGCACAACAUGGCAGGGAUCACAUGGUCGGACCUCUCCCUUGUGCUUCUCCUUCCCAAAAUCCCUUUCUUCCCCCAUUGACCAACCCCUUCUUCCCUAACUCCUCCCCUUCUUCCUACCCUGACCCCUCCCACUUCCCCUCAGGAAACUCCUCCUCUGGGGCAUGUCAUUCUAUCACCACACCCCCAAACCCCACCUCUUCCUGUUGUUGCUCCUCCCUUAAGCCCUCCCACUCAGUCAGUCCUCCAGCCCCGCCCCUUCUGGCUUCCGGCUCCCACGCCCCUCCUUCCGGUUCCCACGCCCCUCCUUCCGGUUCCCACGCUCAAAAAACCAGAAGUGUCAGGCCUGGAAACCAGAACUCAGAACUGGGUGAUACUCCCUUCGUUGCACCGGAGAGUUUUCGUGGCAGGGGGGGGAGGUACCAUGAAUGGGAGCCCUUCUCCUUCCAAACCAAGAGGGAGCUGUGCAAAGCUCAGAAAGAGUUUGGGAGAAGGAGCAAGUAUUUUAAAGGUCUACUGAAAGCUACCUUCUCCGCAAACGAAACGGUCCCCUCUGACCUAAAAGAUUUGUUUUCCUGCCUCCUUUCCUCAGCUGAGUUUAGGCUAUGGAAACAGGGGUGGAAGAGGGCAUUGGAGACCAUGCUUCCUGAGCUGUUGCACAGUGAAGAUACUGCGGUUGACGCAGAUGGCAAUCCCCUCACUUUAGAUCACCUGUGUGGCGAAGGGAAUUGGGCCAAACCUGAAGAACAGGCCAGAGGCAUACCUCGGUCUGUUCUUGUUAAGAUAGCGGAGGCUGCCGAGAAAGCAUUUAAUGCAAUGCCUGAAGAAGAACCACAGGCAAGUUUCCUGUCCAUCAAACAGUUCCCCAGUGAACCUUUUGUUAAGUUCGUUGACAGGCUACAAGUGCAAGUCGAAAGACAAAUAGAAAGACCUGAGCUUCAGGAAAACCUGCUUUUAGAAGUGGCUAAGAACAACGCCAAUGAAGUAUGCCGUCACAUCAUCCUCGGCUUGCCUCUCCAUCCGCCUCCCACCUUGGAAAUGAUUAUUGAAGCUUGUACAAGAAAGGCUCCAAUGGUGAGACUCAGCCAAACAGCGCCAGCACCGGCACCGAGGAAGACGCCAGCCGCAGCUGCAAUACAGCGGACACCACUGAGCCAGCUGCAGUGUUUCCACUGUGGACAGUUGGGGCACCUGGCAAGGGAGUGUUCGGCUUCUAACCUUUGCCAGGGGAACGCAGGGAACGGACUGGGAGGAAGGAUCAAAUAAAAAAAAAAAAAUUAGGAGCGCAGCACGAACCUGUCCCACACAAAGAGAAGCCAUCUUGAAAAUGAAGGCCCUGACCAUCUACUACUACUACUACUACUACUACUACUACUGGUGACCCAGAAGGCAGCAUGGAUCGUGCCCCAGCCCAAGCAGAACGUCUGGGUGACGUUGGCAAAAACCCUGCACCGUGAUGAUCUGUGUCUUUCCACUGGAGCAUCAGGAAAUCCAAUGGCUACCUGCCUGGUGGGGAUCCCUCUAAAGCCCACAGAAUUUCGUGAAGCUAUGACCUCUUUGGUUAAGAAUGUUAAUCAAGGAAAGCCGGCUGAUAGCGUUGCCUGAUCCCUCCCUGCCUACAAAGUAAGGAGACCUGUUAUGAACCCUCUCCUUCUCUGGAGAGACUGGCAGGAGAAAUUAGAGAAGGCAACCGAUGAGCCACAAGAAUUUGAUUUGCUUGAUUCGUCUCCCGCAUCCUUUUGUGUUCAUUUUAAUUACCACUCCUCUGACCCUAUUGUCAAGUGAUACAAGUUAAUAAGCAGUUUCAGGUUGCACAGUGGUGCCAGAACAUCGCCCACGUGAAAAUGGCCUCUACCCUUGAUUCUACACCCUGAAAGCUGGAAAAAGGUUUAUUUUUAAUUUGUGGAGACUAGGCAUAGGCAGGCAUCCCCUCUCGUCUCCUAGGAGGGCCGUGCACUUUGGGCCAGUUGUCCCUGUUCUCACCCAACGCGACUCAAAUUGACAAUUGGGCCACAAAAAAUAAUCUGGCUAUCAAAAAGCGCAGUCUUGACGAUCUGGACCAGACUGCGACUCUGAAAUUUUUCAUUGGAGUAAACUAAAUCAAGCUGCAGUAUCGUUGUUUUUGCCCUGGGUGGCCGCUGCCAAAGCUGUGGGAGAAUUAGGCCGAUUUGAGUGUUGGGUAGUGAAACAGGCAAAUUUAACGUCAACUGCGCUAAGCGACCUCCAGGAAGACGAGGAGAUUACCAGGCGAGCCACACUGCAAAAUCGUGCAGCCAUCGAUUUCUUGUUGCUCCUGCACAACCACGAGUGCAGGGAGUUUGAAGGGUUAUGUUUCCUAAACCUGUCUUCCAAAAGCCCCAACGUCCACCAAACCAUCAAUGAAAUGAGAGGCAUGAUCUACCAGAUCAAGCAAGAGUCAGAAGACUGGGUCACCAACAUUUUCUCUGGCUGGAGGAUAUCAGGAUGGCUCUCUUCAAUUAUAAAAUCAAUCUUAUGGAUUGUUUUCAUCAUUUUAUGAUAUUAAUUAUGUUUGCUAUAUUACAAAGAUGUUUAGUUCAAUCAGUUUCCAAUCUUUUGUCCACCCCGCCACAAGUUAACCAUGUUGAUUUAAAUCCUCCUUCCUCCUCCUUGGCUCCUCCCUCACCCACUUGUGAAGGAUGGUUUUUAAAGGAGACUGUGCCCUCUGCUCCCCCUGACCCUACACCCUGUUCCUCCUCUUUCUGAAAAAGAAAGGGGAGAUGUUGCGGUUCGUUUAUUUAAUUUUAUUAAGAAUAUGUUAAAGUUUGUUGGCACAUUCUUGUUUCCCCCCAUUGUUGUGUAAUGGUUUAGCCCUAGUUGUCAAUAUUGUUAACCCCUCCCCUUUUUCCUGAAAGUUCCCCGUCAAUUGUCUUCACCCUGCCCCAUCUCGCCAUCCAUCAUUGUAAACCCCACCUCUCCUUCCAGCUCCUUCUGUGUAUUUCAUCCCUUCCUCGAAGAGUCAUUGGUUACUAUGUUAUUGUCCCGCCCUCUUUGUAUCCCCAUUGGUCUCCAAUAUUGUAAGCUCCUCCCCUCCUCCCUCCGCAAACCCUGAUUGGGCCCUGACCACAGAAGUGCUUGGGGCUCUCUCCCCUGUUCUGUAGUCCCAGCCCAGACCCUUGUCUUCAUCCCUUUGCCCUAAUAAACUUGUUCCUGGGAAGUACAGCGGAUUGAGCCUCCUCUGUCCUUUAUCACAACCCACAACACCUGAGCUAGCAGAGCCCAGCAGGGGUCGGAGCUCUGUAGGUUCCACAGUGGGGUCGCCUUAUCCCUGCAGUUCCCCACUCCUGACAGCUGCCUGUGCCGGAGUGGCACCACAGAGCUAGCCCAGAGCUCCGGUGCGGCUAAGGAGCAGCAUCAAUAUUCCAGUUUUAUUUUUGUCUAGUUCAAAUUCUGUUGUCUGAAUUACCUGAACAAUUAGAGUUUGGCAGGAGGAAUAU
Parus major (Great Tit) is the source of this 4761-nucleotide messenger RNA. Its product is annotated as endogenous retrovirus group K member 113 Gag polyprotein-like. The transcript is spliced from 2 exons. Gene Ontology annotation, molecular function: zinc ion binding; nucleic acid binding. The record is from RefSeq and is a predicted model, not a curated record. Gene Ontology annotation, biological process: viral process. NCBI's taxonomy places the organism in Eukaryota, Metazoa, Chordata, Aves, Passeriformes, Paridae. Bases 626 to 2572 code for a protein of 648 amino acids.